AGGGAAUGCAAAUUUCGUUCAUUCCUUGUUUGGUGCAUUGUGCAUAGAGAUAGGGCAGUCAGCUGCUCGCUAUGACAAAUCAGCUGUUCCUUCUUGCCAGAGCACAACAACGCACCGAUUGCUGAUGUUAUUUUCAACCGUAGAAGCGAUACAGCCCUGUCGAUGGUAGAAUGCAUUGUUGUUGCACAUUAUGUAAUGUGUAAAUAUAGUCCGGGCCAACAGUGACAACAACUCUUCGAACACAAGCGUCCGUUGCGGAUCGGAAAUGAAUCACUUUCGUAACAAUUUGUCCCGGUUUCGGCUAGUGACGUUCGACGUUACCGAUACACUGCUGGAAUAUGCCGUACGUCCCGAGCGACACUAUGCCCAGGUUAUUAACAGCGUGCUGGAACCGCGCAUCGGUCGCACGCUGGUCGAGGAACACAUUGGCCAAUCGUUCGGUCGCUGCUUCCGAACGAUGAAGCAACAAUACCCGAACUUUGGAUCCGGCCGGAAGCAAACUGGCCAGCAGGAGCUGGAGGAUGAGAGUUGGCGCUGGUGGUGGCGUACGCUCGUUGAGCGCGUGAUCGUGGAUGCGGCCGCCUGUUCCGAUUGCCAUAACGUGCCUGCGCCACUGUUGAGCUUGAUCGCGGAACAGCUGAUAGACGACUACACGUACGAUGGGAAGCGUGUCUGCUGGCGGCAGCGGCCCGGUGUUGCCGAGUUUCUGGCGAAACUGCGCACCCCACAGCCCAACCAUACGUUGGGCAUCGUUUCGAACUUUGAUCCACGGUUAAAUAUCAUCCUGCGCAACAAUGGCAUUGCGCCGGCUGGUGAGGUGGUCGAUUUUGUGCUCACGAGCUACGAAGCGGGGGUGGAAAAACCAGACCCGGCGAUUUUCGAAACGGCGCUACGGAAAGCGAACCUGCUGCAGCCAGAUGGACCGGAAAUAAGGCCCCAGGAAGCGCUGCACAUUGGCAAUCUGUGCCGGGAGGACUAUAAUGGUGCACGUGGUGCCGGUUGGUGUGCGCUGCUGGUAAAUGUACCACCGAACGAAAAGAACCGGAAGCUUUUAGCAACCAUUCCUGGUGGGCAUGUGUUUGCCGGUUUGCCCGAGCUGCAGCAACGGCUCGAAGGUGCUGCACCGUUCGAAUGGUGAGAGGCUGUAGAUAGUUUAGGGAUCAUCUUUUUUAUAUUAGCGGGGGAUACUAAUAGUUCAACUAAGAAGCGUAUUAAGCGGACGGAGCAUAGAUGCUGCGCCCGGGAAACUCAACGCUUUGAGAAUGAUUCUCACAACCGGUACAUACCAGAGAGAUUUUUCUAAAAAAAAUAAAACAAAUUCAAUCGACAUGAAGGAAGAAGUAGGAAUUUUUGAAUUUAUAUAAUAUUAGCUAGAUGGAAAACAUAACCACAUUUUUUUACUCAAUUUAAAACUACCCAAAACACAACAAGUAAACAGCUUUGAGGCAUGAAAUGUCACACGACAUGACCGAGAGACCGACCACUUUGCACAGCAAAAAGCCUUCGCAGGAAAAGGUGCUUUCGUCACAGCUGCGAAGCUUUUUUGACGUUUCAGAAAACAUAAAUCCAUACAUACUGUGCGUCAUACGGUGCAGAGGGUGAAAAAUCCAUCUAUUUCGAUCAAUAUUAGCUGCGUUCGAACAUUCAACCUCCGUGCAAACAAUCAAUUCAUCGUCCGUGCGUACAAUCAAUCAAUCGAAGCGAGAGACAGAGUGCAAAUGGCUGCCAUCAUAAGCCAGGCCUUGCCCGAUACGGUGGACGGGGCUGAAAUGCCUAAAUCCAAACGACCUUCAGAUUCAGCCUUCAAACAGCAACGACUUCCGGCCUGGCAACCCGUCCUGACCGCAGGUACGGUGCUACCAGCCUUCUUCCUGAUCGGGGUUCUGUUCAUUCCAAUCGGUGUACUGCUGCUGCUGUCAUCCAAUUCGAUCAAUGAGUUCGUGUACGAUUACACCCACUGCAAACCGGACCUCAGCAGCAAUCAGAGCUGUGCUGAAAUCAUUAGCAACAAUCCGGAUUCGAGCUGCGUCUGCACCAUACACUUCGAGCUGGAGAAGGAUUUCCUCGACAAGGUGUACCUGUACUACGGGCUGACGAACUACUACCAGAACCAUCGACGCUACGUAAAGUCGCGCGAUGACGAUCAGCUGCUUGGCCGUCUGUCGCCGAUUCCGUCGAGCGAUUGUGCACCGUUUGCGUACGCGGACGAUGAGGAGCGCAUCCCGAUCGCACCCUGCGGUGCCAUCGCGAACUCCCUGUUCAGCGACAAGUUCGAUCUGUUCUCGCAGACGCUCGAUACGCAGGUACCGCUGCUGCAGACGGAAAUCGCUUGGCCCUCGGACCGACAGAUCAAGUUCCGGAAUCCGGAGGGCGAUCUGAAGGAAGCGCUGCGUGGAUUCCGUCGGCCCAAGGCCUGGACCCGCGAGCUGUGGGAGCUGGACGAGACGAACAAGGACAACAAUGGGUUCCAGAACGAGGACCUGAUCGUUUGGAUGCGUACGGCAGCGCUGCCCACGUUCAGGAAGCUGCACCGACGGAUCGAUCAUUCGCAGGAACACUUCAAGGAAGGACUGAUGAGGGGCAACUACACGCUGACUGUCAAAUACUCAUACUCCGUGAUUGAAUUCGACGGCACGAAGAAAUUCAUCCUAUCCACCACCUCCAUCCUUGGCGGCAAGAAUCCAUUCCUCGGCUUUGCGUACAUCGUGGUCGGUAGCGUUUGUCUGCUGCUUGGCUGUGUGCUGCUCAUUAUCCAUCUGAAAUGCAGCAAAUCCAACGGCGGCAUUAGCAGCGUCCACCAGCGUUCGUCAUCGCGCCCAUAGGAGUUACUGUGUUUGACCGGUGACGUUAGUGAUUCGUUGGGACUUUAAGUAUUAAUUUAGGGCGGGAGUUUUGUUCGAAGUUUUGUUUUUACCUUUGUUGUGUAUUGUAAUUGUUUUGUAUAUCCGUACUACGAGAGAGAAGUGACGAGCCGAAGGUGAGCUGCAAUGUUGUUAAUGAGUUUCGGGAAUCAGUAUCAGUAUCAAUUUUUAAAUUUAAAUUCUCUUUCAAAAGGUAUGUGAAGUUACGAGUAAUAGCGUUUAGUGGGCGGUUAACGUAGGAAGGGUGUUUCAUUUUGGAUUGUAUGGUAGAACGAUAAACACUAGCUUGCCAAACAUUCGUACUCUCUCUCUCUCUCUUUUCAUGUUAUUGAAGGUGCGUAAAUUUCAAGUCGUAUUAAAACAUACACACAUAAUUGUCGUGUAUUUGUAUAGCUUCUCCUCACACAAGCACUCACAUCUAGAACCGUUCUUGGCACAUGAAACACCUUUAAAAAAACCCAAAUUCAUCGAAGAGUUGGUAACGUGAGUUUUGGAGGAUACAUCCAAGAGUUGAUCAUACCCGCAAAACUUUACCAUGCUAAUAGAAUUUUUUAAUAAGUGUCCUUACAGCACGUCGGUGUAACAUAGAUAACGGAGUAUCGUUUAGGGGUUAAAAAACGAUAAGACAAACAAAAAUAUCGAGAGGAACGAGUACAUCAAGCUGUGGUGUAUUAAUUGUUGAUCAUCAAAUGUAACCAAAUAUGAGAACGAACGAUCUAUCCUGCUAAAAUAGAUUAGAAUUGUUUAGGGAGAAGAACCUACACAUACACAUGGUAAAAAUCAACCUGUAACAAAAAGCAAAUCUACAGCUUACGUUAUUUAAAGCAUACUAGAGACUUAAAUAUGAAACUCGCAAUAAAAAGUGCGUAAAUAUUGGAAAA
Anopheles stephensi (Asian malaria mosquito) is the source of this 3742-nucleotide messenger RNA. It is a transcript of the gene CDC50, whose product is annotated as cell cycle control protein 50A. Bases 1719 to 2822 code for a protein of 367 amino acids. Gene Ontology annotation, cellular component: endoplasmic reticulum; Golgi apparatus; plasma membrane. The record is from RefSeq and is a predicted model, not a curated record. The transcript is spliced from 7 exons. NCBI's taxonomy places the organism in Eukaryota, Metazoa, Arthropoda, Insecta, Diptera, Culicidae.